Messenger RNA from Heterotrigona itama, 2462 nucleotides. NCBI's taxonomy places the organism in Eukaryota, Metazoa, Arthropoda, Insecta, Hymenoptera, Apidae. The record is from the annotation of a GenBank genome assembly.
GUACACCUGCACUCGUCGACAAAAACACUAGAAGAAUUCUUGUCUAUCGAUCUUCUGCCGAAUGAAGUUGGCGGGAAAGCCGGCUCGAUAGUUGAAAUGCAAGAGGCGCGAAUAAAAGAAAUCGACGAUAAACGAGAGUGGUUCCUCGAAGAAAUGAAAUAUGGCAAAGUGGACGAGUCACUCCGUAUUGGGAAAAGUAAUAUUGCCAAUGACCUGAAUUCAACAAUGGCGUUGAAAGGUGUUACGUACGAGGAAGAGUUGAAGAAGAAUCCAGAUUUGAAAGAGGACGAUAUGCAAAUGUUGAGAGAUUGGUACAAAAAGCAGCCACACCUACCGCCAAUAACAGACGCUGAAUUGGCCUUGUUUUUACACAGCAAUUAUUAUCGGAUGGAAGCGACAAAAACGACCAUCGAUUCGUAUUUCACUGUGAGGACUCACGUCCCCGAAUUCUUUUCCAACAGGGAUCCCCUGGGAUCGAAGGAAUUGAGAAAAUCUUUCCAGACUGUGACAGUUCAAGUUUUGGAGAAGAAAACGCCAGAGGGUUACGCGAUUCUCUAUGGGAAAUUGAUCGACGGUGAACCCUCGAAUUACGUUUAUAACGAUGGGAUGAAAUACUUGAGCAUGGUGCUUGAUCUGUGGCUUCACAGCGAAGGCACGUCAGAGGGACACAUCAUUUUAUUCGACAUGAAGAACGUUGUGUUUGGCCAUUGUGCCCGAUUGAGCCCGAUGGGAUUGAAGAAGUAUCUGCUUUACUUGCAAGAGGCACUGCCAGUUCGUUUGAAAGGAUUUCAUUUCAUGAAUAUCACGAGCGUGAUGGACGUGAUACUGAAUAUGAUGAAACCAUUCAUGAAGAAGGAAUUAUUGGACAUGCUUCACACGCACACAAAUUUGGACACGCUGUCGAAAUUCAUACCGACAGACAUACUACCGAACGAAGCUGGUGGCAAAGCUGGCCCUCUGUUGCAACUGCACGAAAAAUCGAUCAAGGUGCUGGAGGAAAAUCGCGACUGGUUUCUCGAGGAAGAACGAACGAGGCGCGUGAACGAAUCCGCGAGACCAGGUAAAGGGAAAACAGCGACCGAUCUGUUUGGCGUUGAAGGAACAUCGCAAUCGUUCUGAUUAGCCCCUGCCUGGGGGACGUAUCGCAUCUUUUGUCAGAAUAUUCUACGACGACUACAACCACUUCACCACCGGCUCCGAGGCCCUACAGAUUUCGAUACCAAGCAGGACGAUAUCCUGGGAACGUAGAUCGUGUUCAUCAAGAAGUCGGAGAUGGCAGUGGACGCGUCCAAGGUUCUUACUCCUUCGUGGACCCGAAGCACAAAGUACGAACAGUGGAAUACGCAGCCGAUGAGACUGGAUUUCACGCGUCCCUAAUAAAUUACGAAGACACGAUUGCUCAACCUAUCGAUUCCGAGGCUGUGAGGCUCGCGAAGGAACGACAUUUCCGAUUGUACCAGAAAAUCGCCGAGGCAAAUUCUCACGGGGUUCCGGCCAAUCUGCCACGGGAUUCCGCGAGCGUGGGGAGAGCGAAGGACAAGCAUGUUCAACUGUACCAGAAGAUAGCCGAGGAACACGCAGCAAUAGCAAAUCAAAGAGAGGCAGAACGAUUAGCUUACGAGGCUACUUCUGCAGCGAACGACGUAAAUCCUGACCACGUGUAUUAAUUAUAUUUGUCAUUGGACUGUGGAUUCUUAUACACUUAUGUAAAAAUGCAUAAAACAAUGUAAAAUUUGAUUAAUUAUCCAAGAAUAUUUUUAAAAUAUAUACAUACAUUUACAGUGGAUGAAAUAAAUUAAUUCCACGUUAAAUAAAUUGCAACUGAAAUAAAUUGAAAUUAAAUAAAGUAUAAAUUAAAAUUGUAAGGAAUUAUGAUUGAAUAAAAAUAAUAAUACUCAAUGCUCAAAAAAGUUACAAUCAGCAAUUUGAUAAUUUUUUCAUAUUCAUUGCAAUUUGUGUGUCUUUUAUAGGAUACAACAAAGAUUAUACUACCGUUGUAGUAUUAGUUUUUGACUUCGUUAACUGAAUGCAAUAAAUAAUUUUAAAUGUGUACUUACCUGUGCCUUCGCAACAAUAAAUGAAACAUUAACCAAGUACAUUAGCAAAGUCGAAAUGAUGUUUACAAAUCAUGGUCCUUUGAGAUGAUUUCAGCAAUCAGUUAACAAUCUGCAAAAGGAUACCACAUGUUUAAUUUAGUUCAUGUAUAAAACUGAAAUCAAAAAUAUUAAAAUCAUGCUGUAACUAAGCUCAAAAAUUCAUAGCAGAAGCUAGUAAUAUAAAGGAUUCGAAAAUCAAAAAAAAAGCUUGAUAAGUUAUUUAAUAUCAUUAUGAUAGUAUGUAAUAGAGAACUAAAUGAGAACGCAAUACUUGAACGAACCGAUUAAUGGUAAUCUGUAAAAUAAUAAAAACACAACACAAUAACAAAAAUUAUACACAUCAAAUGAAUCAAUAUCUUGACGCCA